Molecule: messenger RNA, 4416 nt
Organism: Gamsiella multidivaricata
Lineage: Eukaryota; Fungi; Mortierellomycota; Mortierellomycetes; Mortierellales; Mortierellaceae
Exons: 5
Coding region: 1-4416 (1471 amino acids)
Biological process (GO): positive regulation of transcription by RNA polymerase II
Cellular component (GO): nucleus
Molecular function (GO): chromatin binding; ATP hydrolysis activity; ATP binding
Source: RefSeq, a predicted model, not a curated record
AUGGACCAUGAUCCACUGAUCGACGUUUCCACCCCAUCAACCAACAACGACUCUUUCAUUCUCAAGCGGGGCAUAUCCAGUGACGACGAUUCGCGCUUUGACAAUGACCAUGAUAUGGCUGGAGCGCUACCGACACAAUUGAAUCACGGCUACUCGGACAACGACAUGAACGAGACCAAGCGACGCAGGAUCCAGGGCGAAGACGACCCUUUGACCCUAUCCGCUACGAACAAUAGCUCCAUCGAUAGCAGUGAUCAAGGUCACAGCGGUGCAGUAUCAUCAACAGUACAAACAACUACCGUAACCACAAGGACCAAGGCCCCCCAUCCUCAGCAAAGCCUGCCAGGACUCGAUUCCGAAUCACAGUCGUUUGAGCUACGUCGACAGAUUAAAAGGGUCAAUUAUGUGGAGGAUGAGGAGGAGGAGGAGGAGGAGGAGGAGGAGGAGGAAGAGGAUGUUGCGCCAUCGAAACGAGGGAGAGAUCAUGCUCGAUCAAACUAUGUCCAGUCGCAUCCGUCUUCUCGGCAUCAUCCUAUCAGCGACGAAGAAGAUGAAUCUGAUAAGAGCAACGACGUCAAGUCGGAGCAAAAGCCAGACUUAUUUGGACCGAGGACGCUGCGAGAUCGCCGCUCCAUCACUGCACCCAAACCUUUUCCGGUGAGUAAUCCACCUGCACCUCGACAGCAAUCGCGUUCUAAGGGGCAAGUCGGCAAUUCGCGACAGAACGGCGGACGGCACGACGACCCCCACAAAACUUACCAAUCCGGCUCUCGUUCGCUACCUCUUAAACGGUCAUUUCCCACUGCGCGGCCUAUUACUGAGAAUAUGAGGAUCACUCGAGGCAUGAGUGGCUCGCUAGCGCCGGAUUCUCCAAAUAGCCGCGACGUGACGCCGGACCGAACAGGUCGUCAGAAUGGUAGGGCCACGUCACGUUUCCAUUGCAAUAGCUACUCGGACGAAGAACAGGAUCUCAACGACCAGGAGAGACAGCAUGAUGACGGCGAGGAUGAGUUGGAGGGAGGACCAGCUGACGAUGAGCAGGCGUCGAGCUUGAAUCUCCAGGACGACAACGGCCUCACUCGUAUGACUCGUUUGAGGGCUCGAAUCCAGGCACAACCAGCAGGGAGCUCUAGACAUACCUCACAAAGGAUAUCGUCAAGGUCAAAGCCAGCCGACACCCAGUCUCAACAGGAAGCAGACCGUAAAUACGAUUUAAGGGAACGACCCAAAAACAGACCGACCUAUAUCGCCGACCGACCUAUGCCAUCUCCGAGCAGGUCAAGGUCAUCCAGGAUCAGCUCAUUUGGUGGACACAACCCUUUUUCACGACCUCGACAGAACCGCUCCGGUCUACUAGAGGCGCUUGCACGAGCUGGAGCAUCAUCGAGUGAUGAACAUGAGGUACCGAACUUCAAGAGACGGGCGGGGGCCUCAGAAUCCCGUGGCUCAUCUUCACGUAUUCUGCCAAUGAAUAUGCACGAACUCGCCGAAUCCAGGAGAGAUGUUAUUGCUGCACGAUCGGGACAGUUGGCAGACACAGAUCCGUUAGCUGUAGGUAACAGCAUUGACUUUGGCAAGGUUGGUGGACUGGAUCAUCAUAUCAAAUCGCUGAAGGAGAUGGUCAUCUUGCCAUUGCUCUAUCCAGAGGUGUAUUCGCAUUUCCAAAUGAUGCCUCCCCGAGGUGUGCUUUUUCACGGGCCUCCAGGCACGGGGAAGACGCUGCUGGCCCGUGCUUUAGCUUCAAGCUGCUCGACAGAGACGCAAAAGGUCGCGUUCUUUAUGAGGAAGGGCGCAGACUGUUUGAGCAAAUGGGUUGGAGAAGCUGAAAGACAGCUCCGCCUGUUGUUUGAGGAAGCCAAGGCCUGGCAGCCCAGCAUCAUUUUUUUUGACGAGAUCGAUGGCCUCUGCCCGGUGCGGUCCAGUAAGCAGGAGCAGAUCCAUGCAUCCAUCGUAUCAACUAUGCUUGCCCUUAUGGAUGGUCUUGAUGGACGAGGCCAAGUCAUUGUCAUCGGUGCCACCAAUCGUAUAGACGCCAUUGAUCCCGCCCUGCGUCGCCCAGGGCGUUUUGAUAGAGAGUUCUACUUUCCUCUACCCAACGAAGCUGCUCGCAGAGCCAUAAUCGACAUCAAUACUUGCGGAUGGGUCCCUGCUCUGGACGAAGGGUUCAAGGAUCAGUUGGCAAGGAUGACAACGCGAUAUUGCGGAGCAGAUAUCAAGGCAUUGUGUACGGAGGCUGCGUUGAGGGCAAUUCGGCGACGCUACCCGCAGAUCUACGAGAGCAACGAGAAAUUGCAGAUCGAUGCUUCAACGAUUAUUGUGGAGGAGAUCGAUAUGCUCAAAUCAGCUAAAGCCUUGACCCCCGCCUCAUAUCGUGUCAGCGGUGCCUCGGCUUCACCCUUACCAGAAAACAUAAAGCCACUGCUCCAGCAUCAGCUCGACACGAUUUGUAAAACUGUCGAUAUGUUGUUUUCAGGAACAAGCGGGCUCUCCUCCAAGGGGAAUUACAACGAGGACGAAGAUUCUUCAUUUCAAGCAAUGGGAUAUCGAAGCUUUGAGAAGCUGAGGACGUUCAGGCCACGGAUGAUUAUCAUGGGCCAGCGCGGGAUGGGACAACGAUACAUCGGGCCAGCUCUUCUCCAUUACCUCGAAGGAUGUACAGUCCAGCUAUUUGACUUAGCGGCCCUACUAUCAGAGUCGAGCAGGACGCCCGAGGCGGCAUGCGUUCAAUACUUUGUUGAGGUGAAGCGACAUGCACCGAGCGUUAUAUACAUUCCACAUAUUGACACGUGGUGGUCUGUCGUAUCGGAUGCUGUGAAGGCAACCUUCUCUAACCUCCUAGAGGACCUCAGCCCCGAAGACGGGAUCCUGUUCUUGGCCACAAGCGAGACGCCGUUGUCCAAUUUACCUAUAACCGUCAAGCGCUGGUUCCUAUCGAGCGCCAAAGGCCGCGUAGAGUUAUCAAGUCCUAUCACCACACGUCGCGAGAUGUUCUUUGAGGCGCUCAUUCAUGACUUAUCGCGCCCACCCACGGACUUCAAAAUACAUCCAGCAACGCUAGCGCAACCAGAGACACUGAAGAAGGCACCGCCACCUCAGCCACGCGUGCCGACUGCCGAAGAGAAAAAGUUGUUGAUGGAGCAUGACCAGUAUGUGCUCCGCGAGUUACGCAUCUCUCUUCGCACAAUCGUAGACGAAUUAUACAAGGAGCGCAAAUUCAAGCCGUUUUUUAGACCGGUCGAGCCCGAGGAGUCCGUGGAUUAUUACCAGAUCGUGAAGAAACCUAUGGAUUUGGCCACUAUCAGCGAGAAGAUUAACUACAGGAUGUAUCUGGAGGCCAAGGAUUUUUUGGCGGACAUUGACCUCAUUGUUGAGAAUACUACGCUAUAUUAUGACACACAGGACCCAAGUAGGGUGAUCUACAGAGCGCGUGCUUUUCAGGAUGUCGCCUAUGCGAUGGUCGGUCGACUGGAUCCGGAGUUGAUUAUCGAGACCGAGAAGACUGCCGCCCGUGUCCGACAAGAGAUCAGAGCACAGCAAAGAUCACAAGGCGAGAGGAUAAGCCGACGUCAAAUGGGUCUGGAAGCACCAGCUGUUCUUGAUGAUCCAGAGAUGCUUCUCCGUAAUCGGGCUACUCUGAAUAGAUUGGGGCUGGACUCUGCUCGCGAGGACAGCGCAGAUGUCUCUGUCAAGAUGGAGGAUAGUCAGAAUCAGGAGACAAUUGGUCAUCAACCAGCUGAACAACGCGAGGAGGAUGAUGGCAAUGAUAGCGGAACUUCUUUGUCAUUGUACUCGUCACAAGCGGCUUCAAGUGUCACCAGUAUGGAAGCAACGGGCGAUAUACUCGAUGAAGGCUCUUCCUCCCUCCUGGACGGGAACGCGAGCAUGGAGGUCGACUCGCCCAAAGCUAGCAAUGGGAUCAUCGCAGCGCCCGCAGGGAGCCCAGGGCUAGGAGUCGAGAUUGCGAUACAGACAAAGGAUGAUGCGGCCAUUGUCAAAACGCCGAGGGAAAACACGCCUGUCCCUCCAGUUGACAUUGCAAAUGAGAACCAGGCGGUGCAAGAUAUGAUGACCGAUGUCGGCUUGGUCAUGGAUACAACCGACCAGCAAGCCGAACUGAAGAAUCCGGCGCCAACGGCUGAAGCGGAAGAGGAGUCUAAGGAUAUGAUACUAGAUCAGAACGAAGUUGCUCAUCUUCGUGAGAAUCUUAUUAAGGAUACCGAAGGAUGCAGCGUCGAGGAGCUUGAUCAGUUACGUGCCUCUCUUUAUGCAGAUAUCUGGGAGCAUCGGCAUGACUGGGAUAAGAGUGCCCUGCUCUUGGAUAUGAAAAAUACUCUAGAUGCGGUAAUAAGCCUCCACCGAGAAUACCGCGACUCCGAGCGAAGGACUAUCGAGACCUUCAUGGAAAGCUUUCAGUGA